Messenger RNA from Manihot esculenta (cassava), 4051 nucleotides. RefSeq names its product protein LONGIFOLIA 1. Lineage: Eukaryota; Viridiplantae; Streptophyta; Magnoliopsida; Malpighiales; Euphorbiaceae. Gene Ontology annotation, biological process: regulation of monopolar cell growth. The record is from RefSeq and is a predicted model, not a curated record. The coding region runs from base 763 to 3918 and encodes 1051 amino acids. The transcript is spliced from 5 exons.
CGCCAGAUUUGACCCACACAUCCCACAUCCCUUCUUACGUAAAUACAGAAAUAAAAAAAAGGGUUUGCACUUGGCACCAUUUUCUCAUUCUCUUCAAUACAGAUCUCCUUCUUAUAUACUCUAGCCUCUAUUAGCUGCCUUCUAAUUUACUGGAGAGAGCCAAAAGACAAAGCAUUCUUUUGUUAUUGUGGAAAUCCAAAAAAACAUCUCUUCUUGGGUCUGCAGAACUUCCCUGCACCAUUUUCAUUUCAUAGUCCUCAGAAAGUGGGGCUACUGGAUAACAGUUAGGCUGUUGGCCUGGGUCCCUUCACAUUUUCCUUCUUUUUUUUUUCUUGGCUUUGGCAGAAGAUAUUGUUUUUUGCCUUGCUAUGUGAAACCCGAGAAACAAUUAUCUUUCUCCUCUGCAAGUAAUGAUGAGAGGUUCUCUGUUUCUUUCCUUUUAUCUUUAAAUCUCCUGCUUCAUUCUCUCCACAAAAGAAUUCCUAGAAGAAGAACAACUCCAUAACAAUUAUAGCCUCUAUCUUUCCUUCUGAGAGAAACCUAAAGCUACCGUCGUUAUUUGCCAGAGAAGUAGAAUGCGCUUACUGCAGCAACCACAUUUAGAUAUUUAAUGCAUAAUUGAUGUUGCAUCUUCUAAGAUUCUAAGGAGCUCUACUUUAUUGUCUUCUGCGUUUUAGAAGAACGUUGAAACCUUAGAGGAGAGUUAGAAUUUGAUGCUAAAGAAGUUUCUUAGAAAAUAUCUUUCUCCAUUGAAGAAAGAAGAUGUCUGCAAAAUUCAUCCAUACUUUAUCAGAUGAAAACCCAGAUCUGCAGAAGCAUAUUGGAUGUAUGAACGGAAUUUUUCAACUCUUUGACCGCCACCAUUUCCUUGGUGGUGGACGCCGUCUCACUGGCCAAAACCACAAGAGGCUUCCACCAGGUCAAAAUGGCAACCAUAGUAUAGAGCCCCCAUGCACAUCUCAGAAGGCCAAAGAAAAAAACCAGAAGAAGUCCAUUAAAGAGAAACAGCGAGUCUCUACAGAAUCAUCCAGAACCUCGUUUUCAUCUUCCUCAUGUUCAUCUAGUCUCUCAUCUUUAGAAUGCAACAGAGCAUCUCAGCUGGAACCAUGUUCAUUCAAUCAAACCAUUGGCCCUGAAACUCAUGCUCGAGAUUUACCUUCCCCCUUGUACCAGCCAAAUGUUUCUUUUCGGUCACGCCAGCAAUCGCCUGAUCUCAGAGACGUUGUCAAAGACUCAAUCUAUAGAGAAGCUCGUGGGUUAUCUGUCAAAACUGUAAGCAAGGGAGAAUCUGGGAGCCAGACAUUGAAGUACUUUGAUUCCCCAAGGCCUCUGCAGCAGCCUAAAUUUGUAAACACCAAAGUUUCAGGUCUAAAGGAAUCAUCUCAAGUUCUUCAUAAGCUUCAGGAGAAACCUCGGAAAUCCAGUGAAGAGAAGGUUGUGUCAUCAACUUCUGGACUGAAGGAUGCUCGACGGUUAUCUUGUGAUGGAAGGGAAUCAAGAGAAGCAUACAAAUCCACAAUAAAGCUCAAGGAGCUGCCAAGGCUAUCAUUGGAUAGCAGAGCAGGAUCCGUGAGCGGUUCCACCACUGAAUUGAAAUCAAGUGAUCCUAUAGGAGAUCUGAAGAGGGGGGACAGGAACCUCAGCAAUAUCUUAAACCAACAAGAACCAGAGAGCCAUACCAGACUGUCCAACGUUGUGGCCAAGUUAAUGGGAUUGGAAGUUCUCCCAGGUUCCAUGUCAGCCGAUGGGAAUCAGACAAGACAAAUAAAAACACACCCCGAUGUUGAAAAGAAUUCAUUCCUCGGAUCAUCAAGGACCACUAAUGAGAACAAGCAAAAUCAAAUUCCUGGCUCCCCAAGAAACCUUCACAAGGAACCUAUCUCACCCAGGUUGAGACAUGUUGAUUCAGUUAAGAAGCAAAUCCCAAAUUCAAAGUUUCCAAUAGAAACAGCACCAUGGAGGCAGCCAGAUGGAAGCAAGGGUUCUGAAACAACAGCUUUGAAGGGUCGGUUAACUCCACCAAACGCUCCAAACACCACUCUCUCUGUCUAUGGCGAAAUAGAGAAAAAGUUGGCACAACUUGAGUUUAAAGGGUCAGGAGCAGAUCUCAGAGCUCUUAAACAAAUUCUUGAAGCAAUGCAAAAGACAAAAGAGAUUCUAGAGACCAAAAAUGAAGGUAGGAAGUUAGGAACUCAGGCAAGCACUAACACCAGUGUUCAUCAGAAUUCAAAGUUACCAAAUCAGCACAACGUCCAGAGCAAUAGCCCAAUUUCCAACCUUACCAGGGGGACCAGUUCACCAAAGAGCGAUAAAUCUCCAAUCGUGAUUAUGAAACCUGCUAAACUCAUCAAAGCCAGUAAUCCUGCUUCAUCAGUAAGCCCAACUCAAAGUUCUUCAGUUCUGCAUGACCUCCAAAUUGCUGGCUCUGAAGAUGGCAGAAGGGAAUCAAUUGACAAACAGACUGCUAAAGCUCUAACUCCCAAAGCCGGCCAUCUUAGGGAACGAUCCAGUCUACCCUCUCGUUCAAUGGAUAAAAGCACAGCUAUCAGAAUGACAAGGCAGCCAAACACUUCAAGAGACCCUCAGUCCACUGCUAAAGAGGACUCAUGUAAGAGCUUGGGAAGUAGACAGAUAAAGAAAAAGGUUGGGUUAGAGAAGCAACCCCGUCCAACAACACGAUCAUCAGAUUCAAUCAGGGCACAAAGGCAAUCCGGUAGACAGACUACAGAAUCAGGUUCCCCUCGCGACAAAAUGAGACCAAAAUCUGCAAAUCUGCCAAGUGAUGAUGAAUUGAGUGAUAUUGGUAGUUAUGCUAGGGAUUUAAGCCACCAAGGGGACACAAUUUCUCUGCAAUCUGAGAGCACAAUUAGCUUGGCCUCACAAAUCGAUGAAGAAGUCUCAAGCACUGAUAAAACAAAUAAGAUCAAUAACAACUUUAUCCAGCAAGCUCACCUGAGACAAAAAAAAACGGUAGCAAGAUCAAUGAAAGGGAGAUCAAUUACUGAACCAGCAUCAGCUUCCUCAGAACAACCAAGUCCAGUGUCUGUUCUUGAUGCAACAUUCUAUAGUGAUGACUUGCCAUCUCCCAUUAAGAAGAAACCAAUUGCCUUCAAAGAAGAUGAGAUUGAGUGGAAUUCUGGGGACAUAAAUCACUCUUCCAGCAGCAUAAACUCCAGUUUCCAACUUGUGAUCAAUCACCGGAAAUCAGAGGACAUCCAUCCUUUAAUUCAGAAUCUUACGCAGCUGUUAUCUGCUCAAGACGAACCCAUCAUUGAUGAGAUUACACCCCACUACAAUAGCACAAAUCCAGACCAUAAAUACAUCUCAGAAAUCCUAUUAGCAUCAGGCCUUCUUGAAGAUUUUGAAUCUACUUUUACAACCAUUCACCUGCAACAAACAGGCUACCCAGUGAACCCUCAUCUAUUCCUAGCCCUGGAACAAGCUAAGUCAAACGUCAUGCAUUCAAAUGAUAAAGAGAGCAAAACAAAGACUUUCCAGUCAGAAAAUCAUAUCAAAGUCAAAAGGAAACUUGUAUUUGAUGCAGUGAAUGAAAUUCUGGCCCACAAAUUACGUCUGGAAAGUUACUCGAGGCAUUGGCAUUCACCAAAUAUGCUGGCAGACAAAAGAUCAAGAGGACAGCAGCUUUUGGGGGAAUUAUGCUCAGAGGUGGACAGGAUGCAAGGGAAUGCCUCAAGCUGCAGCUUAGAUGAUGAGAAUGACAGUUUGAGAGACAUAUUACAGGCAGAUUUAAUGCAUCAGUCAACACAUUGGACAACUUGUACAAGUGAAAUUCCAUGGCUAGUUCUGGAUGUUGAGCGACUGAUAUUUAAAGAUCUAAUAAGCGAGGUUGUGACCGGCGAAGCCAUUAGUCUACGAGUGCCAUCUGGUGGGUAUUGCAGGCAACUGUUUUCCAAGUAGUACUUUCAUAGAAUUGUUUAGACAUGACCAUUCAGUCUCUCCCUCUCUGUUCUUCAAAUAUGGAGGACUGUUUUAAUUUUAUCACUUAUAGCGUAAAUCAAAAUAAGCUAUUGAGCAAAAAUUAGUUCUAGCA